AAGACCAAAAAUGUUGUUUGUAUUUGUCUCCAGAGUGCUUUUCACUUUUUCUGCCUUUUGGCUGUGAAACCAUAUUCCUGAAGCUUGGCUACACCUGACACCCGUUUCAGUGUUUGACAAGCUACAUGACUAGUUUCAGUGUUUGACUAUUUACAGUGUUUGACUAGCUUUCCCAAGGUGACCAUUAAGAAGGUAGCCUAUCACUUUAACAUUUCCAUAGUGACGCGGCACUCCUUAUCAUGUGACACACCGCAGAGCCACAGCAGCUGAAUGACUGAUGCAUUGCUUUUACAUCAUUUUUCUUUUUUACUCAAAACAAUUCACAAACUCUUAACUAUGUCAUGAAAUAUCUGACAUUGUGAUUGUCAAAUAUGUGCAUGUGAAUGUGUUUUGUUGUUUAAACACUUAUAAUGAUCGCAUUAGUUGAGCUAUAAGCGGGCGCCGCCAUGUUUGUUUCUGCCGUGGUCUGAGAUCUGUCGGAUUUACAUCACGUGAAUUCAUCAACUUCUCUUAAAAACACAAACGUUCGAAUCCACCUUUAGCUUGUCUACAUUUUCAAUCACAUAUUAGAUCAUCUUUUGGCAGCCCUACAGCUACAGCAGGCCCUGAUUGGUUGGAUUACAUCACCUGUUGGAUUACGUCACUUCCUGUUUGCUGAGAGCGCGUGGUUUGAGCCGGAGCUCUUUCAAACUUAUUCUAAAUACAUUGUUUAUUCUUGUUAUAUCUUAAGACUUGUGUUCUAAAUUGUUAAUCAUCGAGGGUAAAACUUAUCCUUAAGUAUAUCCCAUACCAAAAUCGUCCUUAAACGCACUGAUAAAUUAUUUUUAUCGGAUCACUCGCUAUUAGCCCUCAGGCUGUUAGCAUUACCAGCCUGCUUACUGCUAAAAACACUGUUCUCAUUAUUACAUCACUAAUGGCUAAUGUUUCAGAUGUAUUUUUACCUCUGAGACAAGAUGAGGAAACGUUCGCACUUCAGUCGGAACUGGAGGCUGUGGAGAAGCAGAUCCAGGAUUUACUUGAGAGGCAGACACGGCUGCGAGAACUUAAAACGGCGCUGGAAACAUCCCGAGCUGACGCUCGCAAAUCCGCGGUAAGUUUUCAUCGCGAUUGUAAUACUCCUUCCACUUCUACUCCGCGUGUUUCUCUGCACAGAGCCCAGGCUUCGAGAACACGAUCAGCCCAAAUGAACUUCACUCCUGCACCGGCACACCCAUGGCGAAAAGCGCGAGCCAGGACUGGAGCGAUGACCCAAUCGCCGCCACCGGUCUUCGAGAUCCCGAAAAGGAACCGCUUUGCUGCCCUCUGCGAGACGGAAUGCAACGCUGUGGUCAUCGGAGACUCAAUCGUCCAGAACGUAUCUGCGAUCCUGAAGGACGACGCUAACGUUGGAGCUAUCGUGCUGCACACGGGGGUGAAUGACGUCAGGAUGCGGCAGUCGGAGAUCGUGAAGAGGGACUUUAGGAGUCUGAUCGAGACGGUACGCAACGCAUCGCCCACGGCAAGGAUCAUCGUAUCAGGGCCGCUUCCUACCUACCGACGAGGGAAUGAAAACGACCUAGGCUCUUCCGCCCUGACGGCCUGCACCCCAGCAGCAUCGGAGCGGUUCUUCUGUCUGACAACAUCUCAAAGACGCUAUGCACCAUUUGACUACGUCUCCCAACGCUCUGCUGUGAGGGUCCAAGACUCACAGGCGUAGAAGAAGACUGAGAGGAGAAGUGCACGUAAGUCUAAUUUUUGUUUUUAGAGAGAUAUUUUUAUCUCUCCACACAGGUUUCAGCUUUGACAUGGCUGCUGUUGUUUGUCCUGUCCUUGCAAAAAUGUCUGGUUUUGACCCCUCUUCGCUGAUGAUAGUGCCCAAAUAUUUGAAGUGCUUCACAGUAGCCAACAUUUGUCCUCUAACUUCGAUGUUGGUAGUGACCUGCUUGUGACUAUUUGUCAUCAGCUUAGUCUUUUCAGCGCUUAUCUCCAUGCCAAACCUAGAAGAUAUUUCUUCCAGAUUUUUCACUAAGGUGACCAGCUCUGCUUCACUGCCAG
Messenger RNA from Triplophysa rosa, 2034 nucleotides. RefSeq lists its product as uncharacterized. Bases 914 to 1696 code for a protein of 260 amino acids. The record is from RefSeq and is a predicted model, not a curated record. Lineage: Eukaryota; Metazoa; Chordata; Actinopteri; Cypriniformes; Nemacheilidae. The transcript is spliced from 5 exons.